AUGACCGUGAGAAAAAGGUUGAUCGACGGCGGAACGAUCCUCGUCGUCGAGAAGCGACCACACGUCGAGGGCGAGCUCGGUAAAUACGCUCCUACGAUCUCUCUCGGGCUGAUAUCAGCGUGCCGUUCGUCAUCAUCGCCGUCAUCGUCGCCGCUGCCGCUACCACCACCGCCGCCACCGUCACCGCCGCCGCCGCCGCUGCCGCUGUCGUCGCCGCUGUCGCAACCGCAACGGCAAUCUCGAGUCUCAACCGCAGCCGCUUCGUCACCGUCACGUCGUCGUCGUGGAAAGGGUUGGUGA
Molecule: messenger RNA, 300 nt
Organism: Acromyrmex echinatior (Panamanian leafcutter ant)
Lineage: Eukaryota; Metazoa; Arthropoda; Insecta; Hymenoptera; Formicidae
Product: sulfated surface glycoprotein 185-like
Source: RefSeq, a predicted model, not a curated record